AUGUCGUAUCAAACCAAUCUCUUCAUCAACAACGAAUAUGUCCCGUCAUCAACUGGGGAAACCAUCUCCGUGUACAACCCCAGUGAUGACUCGUUAGUCUCAGACAAGAUACAAGUCGCAUCAGAAGCCGAUGUUGACCGCGCGGUGGCUGCUGCGAAAGCUGCAUUUCCUGUAUGGUCGUCCAUGCCUGGAGCCCAAAGAGCGGCUAUUAUGCUCAAAUUUGCGGACUUGCUUGAGGCCCACGCCGAACGACUUGGCAAGCUUGAAAGUGUCUGCAUGGGCCAACCGAUCUCAGUCGCAACCCUGUUUGCACAGGGUCCACCCGGUGUGUGGAGAUACUACGCCGGCUUUGCUGGGAAGAUAGCAGGAGAAAGCUAUCCUCCUGAAGGCGACGGAUCAUACAAGAUCGUGGCGUACGAACCAUUAGGAGUUUGCUCUGGAAUCGCUGCAUGGAACUCGACUUACACACUUGCUGCGUGGAAGAUGGCACCUGCACUAGCUGCUGGGAAUACAUUCGUCUUUAAAUCCUCCGAAAAGGCACCACUGGGAGCCUUGGCUUAUGGCGACUUGAUCAAGGAAGCUGGAUUUCCACCAGGAGUAAUCAAUCUUUUGACUGGGGCCGGUCCAGUUGGCUCUAUGCUAGCGUCUCACAUGGACAUCGCAAAAAUUGCAUUCACAGGGUCAGCUGCGGUUGGUCGCGCUGUCCAAAUAGCGGCAGCUAAAUCUAACUUGAAGCAUGUUUCUCUUGAACUGGGAGGAAAAUCGCCCGCUUUGAUCUUCGACGAUGCCAACCUUGACAACGCCAUCCUGCAUAAUUCGGAAGGCUUCCUGCGUAAUUCGGGUCAAAUUUGCUUUGCAUCUUCCAGAGUAUUGGUCCAAGAAGGUAUUGCACCUAAAUUCAUUGAGGGCGUCAAGAGAGCGUUCGAGGAUGCCUCGAAAAAGAUGGGUGACACUUCUUUGAAAGAAACUGCUUUCGGACCUUUGGCUGACAAGAAGCAAUUCGAACGGGUGAUGGGAUUCUUGAAGGAUGGAAAAGCGGAAGGAAUUGAAGUACUUACUGGCGGUGACGCUCUGGGUGACAAGGGCGCAUUCGUUCAACCUACAAUACUUCUGAACCCGGAUGUUAAAAGUCGUGUCUUUACUGAUGAGAUAUUCGGCCCGGUCAUUGCUAUCAAGACAUUUAAAACUGAGGAGGAGGCUCUUCACUUGGCUAAUGACACUACCUAUGGUCUUGGAUCAUCGAUAUUCACGUCAGACAUUCCUCGAGCUUUGCGGGUUGCGAGCAAGAUUGAGGCUGGAGCAGUCGGCAUCAACCAAGCAUUUAAGGCAUCACCACAGGUACCGUUCGGUGGAGUCAAGCAAAGCGGGAUAGGCAGGGAAUGUGGUUAUGAAGGUUUAAAGGGCUAUCUGCAUGCAAAGACGAUGUUGAUCAACAUGAACGUCUAA
Exophiala bonariae is the source of this 1446-nucleotide messenger RNA. RefSeq lists its product as uncharacterized. The transcript has 3 exons. The record is from RefSeq and is a predicted model, not a curated record. NCBI's taxonomy places the organism in Eukaryota, Fungi, Ascomycota, Eurotiomycetes, Chaetothyriales, Herpotrichiellaceae. The coding region runs from base 1 to 1446 and encodes 481 amino acids. Gene Ontology annotation, molecular function: aldehyde dehydrogenase (NAD+) activity.